Ziziphus jujuba (common jujube) is the source of this 2491-nucleotide messenger RNA. RefSeq names its product glycosyltransferase family 92 protein RCOM_0530710. Lineage: Eukaryota; Viridiplantae; Streptophyta; Magnoliopsida; Rosales; Rhamnaceae. The coding region runs from base 444 to 2252 and encodes 602 amino acids. The transcript has a single exon. The record is from RefSeq and is a predicted model, not a curated record.
GAUGUUAUUUUCCUUCAUUUUCUUGGCAUUAAAUUAAAAAAAAAGAAAAAUUACAAAAGAAAAUUAAAUGAGACUCUAAUAUCAAAAUCAAAGUCCACUUCAAAAAUCUAAACUAAUAAAAAAAUAAAGUAAAAUCACAGGCAAAGAACAAAAACAGCAGCCUUUCUUCCAAGGCUGACCCAUUUUUCACAAAAACGUGUUCUUUCUCUUUCUCUCUCUCCAAACACACAGCGACAUAUAUUUAUAUAUACAUAUAUAUAUAUAUAUAUAUAUAUUUGUCGGUAUCACUGUAUCAGAUCUGUAACCCCUCUAUUGCCCAAUCUCUUCCUUUCCUAGAUUAUAUAUCUUCUUCUUCUGGGUUUCCAUUUUUUUUUUUAACUUUUAGACUCGGCCAGAAAAUAAAAAUAAAAAAAAAAAACAAAGAAAGAAAGAAAAAAAGAAAAAUGGAUUCCGAGCAACGACGCAAGCUAAAGCGCGUUGGAAGGCCGUACUCACAGAGCCGGUUAUUGUCUAUGAGAUCUCUGGUACUCUGCCUCUGCUUCUUCGUCUUCCUGUUGUUCUUAUACUCCGCACGCUUCCCUAUCUACUCCGCAGCGUUUCGACCUGUUCUAACUUCCUCAACCCUCUUGUCCUCUUACGCUAGCAAUUCCAUACUCGAUUCUUUUACCAAUGGAGGAGGAAGGUCAUCUUCUUUGCGUUUCAGAGUCGAAGAUCGAAUCUUGUUCCCUGAUCAACUGCUUUUGUUGGUUGCCAACAGUAUCCCAAUUUCCGAUCCUUUGGAUUGCGUUUACUACAGCUUCUUAAACCAUGCCGAUGAAGUUCUUGAAAACGUCAGGAACCCGGAAGUUAAGGUUUUUGUUCGUCCCGCUUUGUCCACUGACGCCUAUGAUGAGCUCAGGUCGAUCGUCAGGUGCCCACUUCCGCCGGCGAAUUACUCGGCCGCCGCGGAUUUGCGGCGUCGCGGUGAUGCUGUUAAUGAGGAUUGGGCAUCCAGGAUUAACCAGACGGUGUAUUCAUGGGACAAGGUGGUUUAUGAAGCAGUUCUUGAUGGAGAUACAGUGGCUGUUUUUGUGAAAGGAUUGAAUCUCAGACCCCAUAGGAAUUCUGAUCCGACCCAGUUCAGCUGCCAUUUCGGAUUCGGAAAUUCGAUCAAAGAAGAAGAAUUCGUCCUCAAAACUGAAGCAGUGACGGCUGCUCAGGAAGUUGUGAGGUGCCAGUUACCCCUGAGUAUUCGAAACAAUCCAGACAAGGUUAAGGGAAUUCGUGUAACCAUUGAACAUCCCAGUUGGAAUCCCAGAUCCUCAGUUGCUGUGAAAAAACCUUCUGUGGCCAGAAUUUUCAGCUCCAAAUCCUAUCAGCAGAAAAGAAGUAAUCAGGCGAAGAAGCAUGAGCUUUGUGCUUGUACCAUGUUGUGGAACCAAGCUUCUUCACUGAGGGAGUGGAUUAUGUACCAUGCUUGGCUUGGAGUUGAGCGCUGGUUUAUCUAUGAUAACAACAGUGACGAUGGAAUUGAGGAGGUGAUUCAGGAGCUCAAUCUGCAAGAUUACAAUGUAAGCAGGCAGACAUGGCCAUGGAUUAAAACCCAAGAAGCUGGUUUUUCACACUGCGUUUUGAGAGCAAGAGAUGAAUGCAACUGGGUUGGAUUCUUUGAUGUGGACGAGUUCUUCUACUUCCCAUAUGCUUUUCGCCACAAGCGAGGACCUGGUCUUCCAGGGCAGAAUUCGCUUCAGGACCUGGUUGCAAAUUACUCAUCCUCGACAACAAUUGCGGAGAUCAGAACAGCUUGUCACAACUUUGGGCCAUCUGGCUUGAGUAGACACCCUGCACAAGGGGUGACUGUAGGGUAUACUUGCCGGUUGCAGAACCCUGAAAGACAUAAAUCUAUUGUCCGUCCAGAUAGGUUGGAUAGUACCCUUCUCAAUGUGGUGCACCAUUUCCGGCUUGCAGAGGGAUACAGAGCUCUCAACAUCCCUGAAAAGACUGCUCUGAUAAACCAUUACAAAUACCAGGUGUGGGAGACCUUUAGGGCCAAGUUCUACAGGAGGGUUGCUACUUAUGUGGUUGACUGGCAAGAAGACCAAAAUAAAGGAUCAAAGGAUAGAGCACCUGGUUUAGGGACUGAGGCAAUUGAACCACCCAAUUGGCGGCUACAGUUCUGUGAGGUUUGGGACACCGGCCUGAGGGACUUCGUUUUGGCAAAUUUUGCUGAUCCUGUAACUGGGUCAUUGCCUUGGGAGAGGUCUCUUCUGUGAAAAAUUCAGAACAGGUGUGUCUCCAGCUAGAUGCUCAUUUAAAAUAGAGCAGUCAUAUAAAGCAGCCAUUCUUUUUGUUCUAAUUUUUGUUCUCUUUUUUCUAUCUGAUUUUUCAACCUUACAAACAUGCAAGGAAUUAAUUACAGGAUUCUUACACGGUUGUAAAUUUGUAACCAUAUGAAAUGAAAUUUUUUCAUUUUGUUUCGAUGUUCGGAUAAUGAAAUAUAAAUUUAUUCUAA